Molecule: messenger RNA, 951 nt
Organism: Ornithorhynchus anatinus (platypus)
Lineage: Eukaryota; Metazoa; Chordata; Mammalia; Monotremata; Ornithorhynchidae
Gene: SAYSD1
Product: SAYSVFN motif domain containing 1
Exons: 3
Coding region: 1-456 (151 amino acids)
Source: RefSeq, a predicted model, not a curated record
AUGGACAUGAGCAAAACUAAGUUCGUUGUGGACGGCGAAUCCUCCUCCUCCUCGGCCUCCUCCUCGGCCUCCUCCUCGGCCUCCCCCCCCGCGCGCCCUCACGCCCCCGGGAAGGAAGCAGCUCAAACUCCCAGAAGCUCAGCAGAGGCCCCAGCUCCGGCCGGCUCUUCUCCAGCUCCGUGGUCUCGGUGCCCCCCGUACGUUCUCACUCUCUUGAAGGUGCUCCUGUGGUUGGUCUUACUCGGACUGUUCGUGGAACUGGAAUUCGGCCUGCCUUAUUUCGUCCUGUCCCUGUUUUACUGGAUCUACGUAGGGACCCGGGGCCCGGGGGAGAAGAAGGAAGGAGAGUGGAGUGCCUAUUCCGUGUUCAAUCCCGGCUGCGAAGCCAUCCAAGGCACCCUGACGGCGGAACAGCUGGAGCGGCAGUUAUUGAACCAGCCCCUGGCCGGGAGGUAGCAUUUCCUCCUCAUCCUUUGGACACCCGUUGCCCGAUCUCUGGGUCCGGACGCGAUUUGACGGGCGGAAGCGAUGGGGACGCCACUUUAUACCCUUGGAUGUUGGGCGGGGCGGGGGGAAAGAGCGUUGUCUUUUCAUCUCCAUUAUGUGAUAUGUGCCUUCUGGGUUUCCUAACUUUUCUAUUCCUGGCCCGCUGCGGCAUUUCGCACCGCACUUACAAUUCCAUCUUAAGACUGGCUUGCAAUUUUCCUAAAAGCCGUGAGAAGGCAUUAUAGCACAAUGGGUGCAACCGAGUACCGAGUUGUAUCUUGGGGGAUGGAGACCCGUUCAUUUUCAUAUGUGAGGAAGUCAACUUUGAGAAGGAGAAAACGGAAGUCGUCAGAUGGGACGGUCUGUUGAAAGUUAGCGUUGUUAGGAUUGUUAAAGUGCCGCCUCUUGGAAACGUCAAAGCCUAUAAUAAAUCGAACCGAAUAUCUUUAACCUCUCCCAAACGUA